CGGGCUGGCGGCGGGGCGGCGGCCUCUGAGCAGUCUAGAGGGCUCCGGGGCUGAGUGCGCGUGGACGCCGGCCGCGGCGGCGGCACUAUGGGCACGGGGUAGAGGCGAGCUGCCGCCGCCACCGGGGUGGUGGGAGAGCCUCUUCGGGGGAGGGGGCGGGAGGGGAGGGAGGGGAGGGCAGCGGCGAGGCUGCCGCACUUCGGCCAGUUUGCUCGGGUGCCGCAGCGGCGACCCUUCGGCGUGGAUGUCCCUGGUCCCUGGAGCGACGACGGCCUCCGCCUGAGCUGGAAAGAGGAAUGCCCGCCCCUGAACAGGCCUCACUGGUGGAGGAGGGGCAACCACAGACCCACCAGGAAGCUGUCUCCACUGGCCCAGGCAUGGAACCCGAGACCACAGCCACCACUAUUCUAGCUUCCGUGAAGGAGCAGGUGUUUACAUCCCUGAGUACAUUGGGAUGACUGGCAUGGAGAGCUGCUCCAGCUGCCAGUCAGAGCCGGAACAUGCAGGAUACUUGUGCGUCUGCAAGAGCUUCAGUUUCAACGACUCACCCGAGAACUGGAAGUGGAAAGGCAGAUUGUUGCCAGUCAGCUAGAAAGAUGUAGGCUUGGAGCAGAAUCGCCAAGCAUCGCCAGCACCAGCUCAACUGAAAAGUCAUUUCCUUGGAGAUCAACAGAUGUGCCAAAUCCUGGUGUAAGCAAACCUAGAGUUUCUGACACUAUUCAUCCCAACAACUAUCUCAUCAGGACAGAGCCAGAGCAGGGGACCCUCUACUCACCAGAACAGACUUCUCUCCAUGAAAGUGAGGGAUCGUUGGGAAACUCAAGAAGUUCAACACAGAUGAAUUCUUACUCUGACAGUGGGUACCAGGAAGCAGGGAGUUUCCACAACAGCCAAACCGUGAACAAGGCAGACAGCAGACAACAUCCAUUCACGGGAUCAACAAGUAACCAUGUGGUGAGGACUUCGAGAGCGGAAGGACAAACACUGGUUCAGCCAUCAGUAGCCAAUCGGGCCAUGCGGAGAGUUAGUUCAGUUCCAUCUAGAGCACAGUCUCCUUCUUAUGUUACCAGCACAGGCGUGUCUCCUUCAAGGGGGUCACUGAGAACUUCUCUGGGUAGUGGAUUUGGCUCUCCAUCAGUGACGGACUCCCGACCUCUGAACCCCAGUGCUUACUGCUCCAGCACGCUCCCUGCGCAGCGGGCCGCCUCUCCAUACUCACAGAGACCCGCCUCCCCAACAGCCGUGCGCCGGGUCGGGUCUGUCACCUCCCGGCAGACCUCCAAUCCCAACGGACCAGUCCCUCAGUACCAGACCACCACCAGGGUGGGGUCCCCACUGACCCUGACUGAUGCCCAGACUCGUGUAGCUUCCCCAUCCCAAGGCCAGGUGGGGUCAUCGUCCCCGAAACGCUCUGGGAUGACCGCCGUACCACAGCACCUGGGACCUUCACUGCAGAGGACUGUUCAUGACAUGGACCAAUUCGGACAGCAGCAGUAUGACAUUUAUGAGAGGAUGGUUCCACCUCGGCCAGACAGCCUGACAGGCUUACGGAGUUCCUAUGCCAGUCAGCAUAGUCAGCUUGGGCAAGACCUCCGUUCAGCUGUGUCUCCUGACUUGCACAUCACUCCUAUAUAUGAAGGGAGGACCUACUACAGUCCAGUGUACCGCAGCCCAAAUCACGGGACCGUGGAACUCCAGGGAUCACAGACAGCAUUGUAUCGCACAGGCUCAGUAGGUAUUGGAAAUCUACAAAGGACAUCCAGCCAGCGAAGCACCCUUACAUACCAAAGAAAUAACUAUGCCCUGAACACAGCAGCUACCUACGCGGAGCCCUACAGGCCAGUUCAGUACCGAGUCCAAGAGUGCAGCUAUAACAGGCUGCAGCACACAGGGCCAGCUGAUGACGGUGCCACACGAUCCCCAUCAAUAGACAGCAUUCAGAAGGACCCCAGGGAGUUUGCCUGGCGCGACCCUGAGCUGCCAGAAGUCAUUCACAUGCUGCAGCACCAGUUCCCAUCUGUCCAGGCAAAUGCCGCAGCCUACCUGCAGCAUCUGUGCUUUGGCGACAACAAAGUAAAGAUGGAGGUGUACAGGCUAGGGGGAAUCAAGCAUCUGGUCGACCUGUUGGACCACAGGGUGUUGGAAGUUCAGAAGAAUGCUUGUGGCGCCCUUCGAAACCUUGUGUUUGGCAAGUCGACAGAUGAAAAUAAAAUAGCAAUGAAGAACGUUGGUGGAAUCCCUGCCUUGCUGCGACUGUUAAGAAAAUCCAUUGAUGCAGAAGUAAGGGAGCUUGUUACAGGGGUUCUUUGGAAUCUAUCUUCAUGUGAUGCUGUAAAGAUGACAAUCAUUCGAGACGCUCUCCAAACCUUAACCAACACUGUGAUAGUUCCACAUUCUGGUUGGAAUAACUCUUCCUUUGAUGAUGAUCAUAAAAUUAAAUUUCAGACCUCACUGGUUCUUCGGAACACAACAGGUUGCCUGAGGAACCUCAGCUCUGCCGGGGAGGAAGCACGAAAACAAAUGCGCUCCUGCGAGGGGCUGGUGGACUCGCUGUUGUAUGUGAUCCACACGUGUGUGAACACUUCUGAUUACGACAGCAAGACAGUGGAGAACUGUGUGUGUACCCUGAGGAACCUGUCAUACCGGCUGGAGCUGGAAGUCCCUCAGGCCCGGCUGCUCGGACUGAAUGAACUAGAUGACUUACUAGGAAAAGAGUCUCCCAGCAAAGACUCGGAACCAAGCUGCUGGGGGAAGAAGAAGAAAAAGAAAAAGAGAACUCCACAAGAGGACCAAUGGGAUGGAGUCGGGCCUAUCCCUGGACUGUCCAAGUCCCCCAAGGGAGUCGAGAUGCUGUGGCAUCCGUCAGUGGUAAAGCCGUACCUGACUCUGUUAGCAGAAAGUUCCAACCCAGCCACCUUGGAAGGCUCUGCCGGAUCCCUGCAGAACCUCUCUGCUGGCAACUGGAAGUUUGCAGCAUACAUCCGGGCAGCUGUCCGGAAGGAAAAAGGGCUUCCUAUCCUUGUCGAGCUUCUAAGGAUGGAUAAUGACAGAGUUGUCUCUUCUGUGGCCACUGCCUUGAGGAACAUGGCGCUGGACGUUCGCAACAAGGAGCUCAUAGGUAAAUACGCCAUGCGAGACCUGGUGAACAGGCUUCCAGGUGGCAACGGCCCCAGCAUCCUGUCGGAUGAGACUGUGGCAGCCAUCUGCUGUGCUCUGCACGAGGUCACCAGCAAAAACAUGGAGAAUGCCAAAGCUCUGGCCGACUCGGGAGGUAUAGAGAAGCUGGUGAACAUAACCAAAGGCAGAGGAGACAGAUCCUCUCUGAAAGUGGUGAAGGCGGCAGCCCAGGUCUUGAAUACAUUAUGGCAGUACCGGGACCUCCGGAGCAUUUACAAAAAGGAUGGGUGGAAUCAGAACCAUUUUAUUACACCUGUGUCCACGCUAGAGCGAGACCGAUUCAAAUCACACCCUUCUCUGUCCACCACCAACCAACAGAUGUCGCCCAUCAUUCAGUCAGUUGGCAGCACCUCUUCCUCACCAGCACUGUUAGGAAUCAGAGAGCCUCGCUCUGAAUACGAUAGGACCCAGCCACCUAUGCAGUAUUACAAUAGCCAAGGGGACACCACACAUAAAGGCCUGUACCCUGGCUCCAGCAAACCUUCACCAAUAUACAUCAGUUCCUAUUCCUCACCAGCAAGAGAACAAAAUAGACGGCUACAGCAUCAGCAGCUGUACUAUCAAGACGACUCCACCAGGAAGACCUUGGAUGCAUACAGACUGUACCUGCAGUCUCCUCGCAGCUAUGAAGACCCUUAUUGUGAUGACCGAGUUCACUUCCCAGCUUCUACUGAUUACUCAACGCAGUACGGACUGAAAUCAACCACAAAUUAUGUAGACUUUUAUUCCACUAAACGACCUUCUUAUAGAGCCGAACAGUACCCUGGGUCCCCGGACUCCUGGGUGUAGCAUCAAGACGGCUGCCUGCCGAGGGACGCUUUCCUUCUGACUCUGUUUGGAUUGAGGGGAAGUCCGUCUUGCUGAUGAUGGUGACCAUGAAAGUGAAAUGGAAGGAAUGAGUGAAGAGGUUUUGGUUUGUUUGUUUGUUUUUUCUUUUUUUGAGGAAUUUUCAGGGAAGUGAGGAAACCCUUGGGAGAGGACUUUGUACGCGCUGUGUAGGUGUUAGAUCUUAUUACUUGUAGAGUCUAGUGGUGAAGGUGUGGGUGACGUGCUGGGAGGCUUGAGACGUGGGUGAGAUGAGAUGGGUAUGUGUAGGUCAAAUCAAUUUACAGAUGAUUUUUUUAAUGUGAAUAAAGUUAUGUUCAGAUAGUUUGUACAGAAAAAAAAAUAAUAAAAUGGAUGCCCUUCAUGUUUUAUUGCUAUUACUAAAUGUCAAGAUUGUAUGCUAUUAUGUCUUGUAAAAAUUCCUUCUGUUGGUGUAAAUAUGGAAAUGCCACAUUGGUUAAGUGCCAUCAAUUGUAAUGCAGUGUGUCAUUUGAAAAGAGAUUUGAAGAACGGACAGCUUAAAACCCAAGCGGGAAACCCACCCGCCCGCCCGGGAACUGUUCACAGUUGACAACAAACUCCGACGCCCUCUGUUUUCAGUGAGUAGUGAACUCCGGAAGCACAAAGGCCAGCGUGACAGCAGCGCCAUGCUCAUCCCCCUCACAGGACACUUCACUGCCAUUUUCUAUGCACAUGGAAGAAUAAUAAAUGUGGAAAUUUCAUCCUGGA
Molecule: messenger RNA, 4731 nt
Organism: Mus caroli (Ryukyu mouse)
Lineage: Eukaryota; Metazoa; Chordata; Mammalia; Rodentia; Muridae
Source: RefSeq, a predicted model, not a curated record